AUGGAUGUUCUGACUCAGAUGGAAAAUUUUUCUGAGUUCUUUGAAUUUACCGAACUGCCAUCUUGGCCUUUUUCUUUUGGGAGUUCCAAUAUUGGUGCCACUUCACAUCGCUUUCAAAACCCAACUCCCCCCAUUCUCCCUUCUUAUGCUCUCUCAUCCACCGCUUCAAUGAACAACGCCACUCACCCUCUUGCACCACCCUGUCCUCCACCCCAUUCCCCUGCCGCCACCCCAAACUCCCACACGAAGCAGCAGCAGCAAGAUUCAAUGGGCGCGAUGAGGGAGAUGAUAUAUAGGAUAGCGGCGAUGCAGCCGAUCCAGAUUGACCCAGAAGCGGUUAAGCCACCAAAGCGGCGGAAUGUGAAGAUAUCAAAAGAUCCACAGAGCGUAGCGGCGCGGCAUAGAAGAGAGAGAAUAAGCGAGAGAAUUAGAAUACUUCAAAGAAUAGUCCCUGGCGGCACCAAAAUGGACACCGCUUCCAUGUUAGACGAGGCCAUUCAUUACGUCAAGUUCUUGAAAAGCCAAGUCCAAUCCCUCCAAAUAGCUGCCAACAACCGCCCCUCCUCUGCCUUUGGCUUUCCGGCGGCGAUGUCGGCCGGUGGAAGCAACUACAAGCAAUUCCAGUUUGCUCAAACUGGACAUGAGCACGUGGAGGAUGCUUGA
Messenger RNA from Cucurbita pepo subsp. pepo (vegetable marrow), 663 nucleotides. RefSeq lists its product as uncharacterized. Gene Ontology annotation, molecular function: protein dimerization activity; DNA-binding transcription factor activity. The record is from RefSeq and is a predicted model, not a curated record. Gene Ontology annotation, biological process: regulation of DNA-templated transcription. NCBI's taxonomy places the organism in Eukaryota, Viridiplantae, Streptophyta, Magnoliopsida, Cucurbitales, Cucurbitaceae.